CACCAAUUAGUGCCAUUCUUUUGAAGUAUGAAAGUUACAUUCCAUGAAAUUUCUUUGAAUGACGAAACAAAUAAAAGAAGUUGACUAAGUCCAGACCACACUCUUUUUAAGCAAAGCAGGAAGCUAAGUUAACUCCAGCAAUUUAUCCCGAAGAAAAAAUGAGUGUUGGAAAUCUGUCUAUGGACACAUUCAGAGAAGACGGCGAGUCCUUUGUUUCUAAUACUGAUGCAAUUAUCAACGGCACUUCUGAUAUUUCAGGUUUGACCUUAAGCUUGAUCUCAGAUCCCAAUAUUCCUAAUUCGUCUAAUUCGUCGACGAGUGCAGACGACCACCUGCAGCAGAUUUCGACGGCUGCAGGCGGUGGUGGUGAUAUGAUUGUGUCAGGUGCAACUUCCAGGAUAUAUAAUAGUAUUGAUUUCAGGGCAUUUUCUAGGAAUGUUAACGCUGCUUGCAAUAAUUACAGCGAUAAAGUGGCCGAGGAAGGAUCAGAGAGCAGUAACAGAAUGAGAUCUCGGGAUGGUCUUGAACUUUGUUUAGGUUUGAGUAUCGGCAGUGAGGCAGUGAACGAAGAACUACUUGUCAAAAUCUUAAUGGCUUGUGGCGAGGCAGUCCAACGAAACAACCUAAAUCUAGCUGAUGCAUUAGUCAGGCUCAUAAGAGAACAUGCAGUUUCACAAUUUGGACCAAUUAAAAAAGUGGCAACUUAUUUCGCUGAAGCUUUGGAUCAAAGGAUUCAUGGAAUGAAUUUAGAAGAUAUUAUGGAAUUCUCUUGUUACACGGACAACCUCAUGCAGAUGCGCUCCCAUGAGAUUCGUCCGUACCUCGAAUUCGCCUAUUCCACUGCCAAUCGAGCUAUUCUUGACGCCUUUGCCAAUUCUAGUAGAGUACAUAUAAUUGAUUUCAGCUUGAACCAAGGUCCGCAAUGGCUAGCACUUAUGCAGGAUUUCGCUUUACGUCCUGGCGGUCCACCGGCUUUUCGGCUCACUGGAAUUGGCUCACCACAGCCUGAUAACACCAAUGCCUUACGACAACUCGAGUGGAAGCUCGCCGAGUUUGCUGAUAUAUUUGGCGUAGAAUUUGAAUUCCGUGAAAUCGUGGUCCAUUCUUUAGCCGAUGUUGAUAUUGCCAUUUUGGAUAUUAGGCCUAGUAAUUACGAACAAGUGGCUGUGAACUCUAUUUUCGAGCUUCAACAUCUGUUGUAUACGCCAGGCGAAGUCGAGAAGGUACUCAAUUCAAUCAAAGAGAUGCAUCCGAAGAUUGUGACCAUAAUCGAAGAAGAAGCAAAUCGAAGUGUCUUUAUGGACAGGUUUAACGACGCAUGGUCUUACUAUUCAAAAAUGUUUGACUCGUUAGAGAACUCAGAGUCAAUUGAUCAGCACAACAGCGGUGACUCAAGGUUGGUGCAUGAGUGCCUAGGUCAGCAGAUCAAUAACAUGGUGGCUUGCGAAUUAGGAACUGAGCGAGUUGAGACGCUGAGUGAAUGGCGAGUGAAGAUGAACUCAGCCGGGUUCAACCCGGUUCAGCUAGGUCCAAGCACGUACCUACAAGCAACCAUGAUUUUGGCCUUGUUUCAAAAUAGGGAUGGAUAUCGGGUAGAACAAAAUGAUGGGUGUCUUACGUUGAGUUGGCAUGGUCGGCCACUCAUUUCCACCUCUGUUUGGCAGCUUAAUUACGCCGCCGAGUCUAGGCUAGUCAGUUAUGUAUGAACUCGUUAUUCUCUGUUUGAAUAACUUUUUAGAGGAAGAACGUAUUUCUUUGGCUAAUUUAAAAAGAUCCUUCAAUUUACCCUACUUCGCCCAGAGCCAAUAUAUGAUAUACAAGUACUCUUA
Molecule: messenger RNA, 1829 nt
Organism: Nicotiana tabacum (common tobacco)
Lineage: Eukaryota; Viridiplantae; Streptophyta; Magnoliopsida; Solanales; Solanaceae
Product: DELLA protein RGL3-like
Source: RefSeq, a predicted model, not a curated record